Molecule: messenger RNA, 758 nt
Organism: Ruditapes philippinarum (Manila clam)
Lineage: Eukaryota; Metazoa; Mollusca; Bivalvia; Venerida; Veneridae
Product: transcription initiation factor TFIID subunit 9B-like
Exons: 5
Coding region: 1-630 (209 amino acids)
Biological process (GO): DNA-templated transcription initiation; RNA polymerase II preinitiation complex assembly
Cellular component (GO): SAGA complex; transcription factor TFIID complex
Molecular function (GO): RNA polymerase II general transcription initiation factor activity; protein heterodimerization activity; transcription coactivator activity
Source: RefSeq, a predicted model, not a curated record
AUGUCGGCAGUUCCAGCAAAAAGUUCGCCUCGAGAUGCGCAGGUUAUGGCGGCUAUAUUGAAAGAUAUGGGCGUCACAGAGCAUGAGCCAAGACUCAUAAACCAAAUGCUAGAAUUCACUUAUCUCAUUAUUUGUGUAAAUUAUUUAUUUCAGCUACUGCUGGAGAUUGCCAGACACAAGAAUUCACAGUCUCUUCCUCUGAUCAAACCAUAUACUGGUCCCCGGCUACCUCCGGACAGAUAUUGUCUCUCGGCUCCAAAUUACAAACUUGUCAGCAAUAAGAAAAAAUUACACCGAAUUCCAAUUGGUUUGCCAGUUAGUUCAUUGUCAGGUGGUCAGAGAAUCUCACUUACACAAGUACAAAGACAGUCAACAGGUAAGAUCCAGAUAGGUACGCCAACUCAACCGCUUACAGUAAUUAACAGACCAUCACAAGUAAAGCCUAUAGUACGAGUUCAACAAGGUCAAGGGUUAAUGCAAGGUCAAGUAAGUUCUGGUGGUAGCUUGGUACAGACACAAAUAAUGGGCACCAAUCAGCAGGUAACCAUGGUACCAGCCCCAGGCGGACAGACACUUUUACAAAAUAUCAACCCUCUCAAGAGAAAAAUAGACGAUGACUAUGAUACUUGAUGUUAUAUUGUUUUGUAUUGUUUUCAUUUUCAUAUCAUUUUUACAUCAUAUAUUAUUUACUUUAAGCAUUUUCAUGAGUGUAUCAUUUACAUUUGUACAUAAAUAAAUUACAACAUUUUGUAAAAUAG